Molecule: messenger RNA, 3094 nt
Organism: Anguilla anguilla (European eel)
Lineage: Eukaryota; Metazoa; Chordata; Actinopteri; Anguilliformes; Anguillidae
Exons: 2
Coding region: 506-2155 (549 amino acids)
Biological process (GO): nerve growth factor signaling pathway; positive regulation of peptidyl-serine phosphorylation; neuron projection morphogenesis
Molecular function (GO): nerve growth factor receptor binding; growth factor activity
Source: RefSeq, a predicted model, not a curated record
UCCCGCUCUGUUCUUCCUUCCACGUCUGUCUCGAGAGUGAGUGAAGCUCACUGCGCCAACUUUUUGCGACAUCGACUUCUUCAGCCCCAGACUACUAACAUUUAUGGGACUUAUAAUAUUUAUUUUUAACCCUGACUUGACUUAAUGUCCGCAUUUAAUAAGUUGCUAUUUUGACAUCGCAGUUCUUAGGCUACCAAAUUUCGUCAAAAAUAACUACAGUGUGUUGUGGGAUGUCUUAUUUCAUGUUUAGAUGGUCACAAAUCCACUGCCAAUUUAAAAAACAUAUUUUAAGGACGCUAUUCUAAACGCAUUAUGGUUAAGCGAUAUAAUGUAAAGAUUGCUUAUAUGCAGAAAACAUGUAGGCAGUUGAUUUUGACAAUUAUAUCACUUGAAGCUAUGAUUACGGGUUCUUGGAGAGUCUUGGACCACCACGGAAUCAAUGUGUUGUCCGCUGAAAGAACGAGCUGUUGGAAUCUCUCCUAAACGUUGAUACGUCUUGGGAGUGAUGCACUGGCUUCCCUUGGUUGCCAUGGUGAUCACCUCGGCCCUGCCCUCCCCUCGCAGUCCUGCCCCAAGGCCCAUUGCCGCAGCGACAGAGCCUGGCAGAAGCCUUGACAACCACAAAAAUUACAACAGUGAAUACCACAGUCUUUCUGAUGCAAGUAUGAGUUCGAGAACUGACAUGACAAAUAGCAAGCAGGAUCACGUGGGCGUGUCCUCUCUGCACAGCACUGACCAAAGUAGUGAAGGCCUGAAAAACUCUAAUCAUCUAGAAAAUGCUUCACAGAAGGAUUUUACUGUGACUACUGCUGCCAAUCAAACAGACAAGACAUCCCUGAGUGAUACAGGAGACUCUCAGUUGCACAAUAACCACAACCAGGUGGACUACAGUUUACCUUCUUUAAUUAAUCAAGUGGACUACAAUUACCAGGACAAAACAAAGCAGGAGAAAUACUUACUUCAAAGCAAAAGUAAAAAAGAUCCCCGGAUUGAUACUGCUACACAAAGGGACAAUACAGAUCAAGAUACUGACAAUGACAUUGUAGGGGGAAACUUGAGAAGCUUUCACACUGAAAACUACAGGUUACAGGACGGACAAAGGCAAGGGAACUACAUUUCUCCAAAUAACCGCAAAGCAGAGGAAUACAAAUCUCAGGAUAUCACUGCUCAUGAAGACAACCACUUACCUGCCACCAUUCAAAAGGAAAAUUAUUUUCCCCAAAAAACAAAGCUCGAAGAACACUAUAAAAUGGCAGACAUUUCAAUUCAAGAGCACUACAGUCCGUAUGAAUAUGCUAUCUCCAAGGAUGGCACCAUUGCAACGGGCAAUUAUGACAAGCCAGAAAAGCUGUCGGUGGCGGACAGUACUGGUAACUGGGGGGGUGAAUUGAAUGAAGUACAAGGGGCAUCAGAGACAGAUAUGAUUGGAGGGAAGUUGCUGGGAGAGGCAGAUCUGUUGUUUUUGGACACACACCCAAGAGUACUGUUCUCACCCUCUCCCUCCCCCCCAAACCAUCCCCCUCUCUUACUCAUGCUGGAGGGCGGGUUUACCGAGGACGAAAGGGUGGGGGAGGACGAGGAAGAGAGGAAUGAAGGAAGCGAUACGUACAUAGAGGGACCAGGAGAUGGGAAGAGACAGGUCGAAUCCAAGCGAUUUGACAGAGAGGCAGACGCCCGCUCGGAGUCUGGAGCUGAGACAGAACAGGCCUCUCACCCUAAAGCCAGGCCCAAACGUGCCCAGGCCUCCUAUGUCGGGCUGAGGGAGAUGUCGGUGUGCGACGCGCAUAACGUGUGGGUAACGGACAAGAAAACCGCCGUCGAUCUCUAUGGGCGUACCGUCACCGUGCUGUCUGAGAUUCAGACCCUGUCAGGUCCUCUCAAACAGUACUUUUUUGAGACGCGGUGCAGGACAGCCGACCCCCGCGGGUCAGGUAAGAGCAAAGCGGAGGUGGCCCCGGGGAGUUCAGGGCCCAUGGGAGUCUCUGGAGGGAGUUGCCGGGGAGUGGACAAGAAGCAGUGGGUCAGCAUGUGCAAGCCAAAGCAGUCCUACGUCAGGGCUCUGACUGCGGAUGUCGACAAGAAGAUAGGGUGGAGGUGGAUCAGGAUCGACUCGUCCUGCGUAUGCGUGCUGCUCUCCAGAGCCACCAGGAACUAGUUAGGGAAUUUGGGGACGGGGUGGGGAAAAAGGGAACGGGAUCAGAAGUUACAGGAUGCACUGCAAGGGAGUGUCUCAAGUGUUGUUUGGAAUCUGCUGCUGCUAACAUUCCCAAGGGAUGUCAUACUUCUCUCUGUCAACUCAACUGUGCUGAAGAUGGUCACUGUACUGUUAAAAAACUGUUACAUCAAAAAAAAAAAAAACCCUACAUAAUCUAGAAAUCCAUAUGAUUAUUGUGCCUUCAUAAAGUGAGUAAAUAUGUUCUCUGGAAGUUCUCUAAGUAAAGAAACUCUACUGCUCCCUCUAUUCAUCCAGUGAACCUCGACUUUAGCCUUCUUCCCAUCCCAAACCUGACUAAAUAUCUUAAACACAGGUGGUGUUUAUGCCUGUAGGCAAUCUAUCUGUGAGAAAUGAUUUGAGUGGAUCAUUCAGAAUAGGUUUGGCACACCAUGUAGAAGUGAAGCUAUGCUGAAGCUGCCUCUGUUUAAAGCAUAAUGAAAGAGCUGAGGAGAGGGCAGGAGGCCUGGGUGUUUCCAAUGUAAACUUUGAUUCAAGCUCCAUCUGGUCAAUUUUCCGAUUUUCCGUUGAACCUUGGACCUGCCUUCUGCCUUCUGCCCUUCUGCAUUCAUUCUCCCCCUCCACCUUCAUGUCAUAUGACCAACAUCCAUCUCAUCUGGCCUCAUCUGCCAUGGCUAUGUAACAUGGGAAAAUCUCAAAUCAAAGGGAAAUAUGUUGAUGUACGUUUUUUAUUCUUCUGAUGACUUUUUUAUAUUUUAUGGAUGAUGUAAAUUAUUUGUAUUGUUUAGUUUACAUGUAAUCCGCUACAAAUAUGUUUGAUAUUAAUAUAUUUCUUGAUGUAUGUACUACAUGCGUGCACUGUAUGUAUGUGUGUGUAUUUGUAUGUACGUGUGUAUGUAUGUAUAUUACACAUACAGAUUA